AUGUUGCCUGUUGUACUAUUAUCAUUCGUCGUAUUGACAUGCAUGGCCCAAGAAGAACCCGACAUACUCUCAGCACAUGGUGGUGUAUUUUCUGCUCUAGACUGGACAAAUGAAGAAUUAGCGGAAGUUUCGGCAUUGCAUUCCACUGCUUCACAUCAUAAAUUAAUGCAGUAUAUAGCGGACAAACUAAGCAGAUCAGAUAUCGAUGAAAAAUCGCGACGAAGAAUUGAAAAGUUCCUGAAAUUGAAACGCCCGCCCAAGUUUUUGGAAACGUUCCUGUCAGAAUCUGACCGCAAGAAGUUGCUGAAGUACCAUGCCUCCGGCGAUUUCCACGAUUACGCCGCACUUCUCUUCGAUCGGCUAUUUGAAUUGCCUCGGGAAAAGGCAAUUGCUGCUCUGCGUUAUUUUGGCCAUACGUUCGAGGCAGAUGCUUUGGAAAACGCUGAAUGCUAUGAUUGUGCUGUAGCUCGACUCUCAGAACGCUUGGCUCGUUAGAAGUUAUUUACCCAAAGUUUUGCCUUUGUAGAUUUUCCCGGAACUCGCUAUCGAGUUAUAAAAUACUGGGCCAAAGACCCGUAUGCCACCGUGUCACCUCCUACUCAAAGAAAUCUAUCGAAUCUCUUUUGCGCACUGAGAUUCAAAGUAAAUUUGGACUCAAUGCGCACAUACUGUCUCUCUCUUUCCUAAGCUUUAGUAGACAUAUCUGAGACGCUUAUGAUUUUUGUAAAAUUUCUGCUCCAUCGCCGGAGCUUCUUAUUACGGUUGUGAAUUGCACAAGAUCUGAUUUUUGUAGAUCUCACGCAUUGAUUGUGCUGCUAUCAAUAAAUCUACUACAAAUAAUGAAUGACCGAAUGUAAUCUUAUCGCC
This is a messenger RNA of Cylicocyclus nassatus, 867 nucleotides long. The record is from the annotation of a GenBank genome assembly. NCBI's taxonomy places the organism in Eukaryota, Metazoa, Nematoda, Chromadorea, Rhabditida, Strongylidae.